Molecule: messenger RNA, 1209 nt
Organism: Peronospora belbahrii
Lineage: Eukaryota; Oomycota; Peronosporomycetes; Peronosporales; Peronosporaceae
Source: the annotation of a GenBank genome assembly
AUGGGUGGUGUAUAUACACGUGUAGUAAACGUGGCAUCACUGCGACCUGGUGACCAUGUGUGUAUCUGGGACUACAGUCGCUGGCCCAUUUCUUAUCAACAUCAUGGUAUUGUAUGGGCUUCGGGUAGAACGGCUGUUGAUAUUCGCGUAUGUCACGUCUGGAGUCCACUUGAAGGUUUUCAGGAAGCACAGGCAGAUUCGUGUUCUCGCAUUUCAACACUGGAGGAAUUUCUGGAUAAUCGCAAGCAGAAACAUUUACGUCUUGUUGAGUACCAUACGUCAGGACUGCGAGAGAUAUUGUCAAGGUGGGGUGAAGUACAUUUAAGUAAAGCAGAUCUACCGGAAGUUGUCCUAGCACGAUGCAAAUUCCUAUUGGGAUUGGGAAAAGGAGAUUUCAACCUUUUCACACAGAAUUGUGAGCAUGCGGCGCAUUGGUGCAUGACAGGCGAGCAAUGGUGUAAACAGACACUUACUAAAGCCAAGGGACGUGUGCCAUUUGAAAAGCGAUUGACAAAGGAAGAUGUGGACGCGCUCGAGAAGGACGUGGAGGAGAUUAAAGCUAGCUCGCGCUCUGUUGUCAGUAACGUGCUGAAACUUUCAGGCUCCAAGGUGUUCCUACGUAUCAAGGACAGCUACUUUUUACGGGUACAUGUGGACGGAACCGUCGGCAUUGUGCCGCAAGGAUAUGAUCCAGUGACAUGUGGCCGAACGGCUUUUCGUCUCGAGUGUUACGCUCGAGGUUAUAAUAGCAUUCGUUUGCGCUUUUUCCAUGAAGAAUCUGGUUGCUAUAUGUUCAGUCGCUCCACAAUUAGCUGCUUUCGCGAUUUGCGGAUGAAGAAGGCAAGGACUGUGCGUGGCAAGUCAGGCUUUACCUGGGAGUAUUCGACACUUGGAUACCUUAGGAGCAUGAACCAGCACAGACGGUAUGUGGGUGCACGGGACGACGGCUUGUUGCUGGAUGUAAGCAUGCGCGGUGACGCAGUACGCGUGGAGCUCGUUACAUGUAAAGGAGACGCCGAGGCGUACGCUCGGCCAGAUAUCCACCAGGUCACGCGCACGUACAACCAAGAAAAACCCGUGACGCGUACAGAUUGGGACUACAAAGCGAUCAUGCUCAUCAAGUCGUCACCCACAUCAUCUACCACGACCCCCAUGUCGGAACGAGCAGCAACUGUAGCAGCGUUGCCGCUACUCUUGGAGACUGUAUGA